Molecule: messenger RNA, 845 nt
Organism: Aureobasidium musti
Lineage: Eukaryota; Fungi; Ascomycota; Dothideomycetes; Dothideales; Saccotheciaceae
Source: the annotation of a GenBank genome assembly
CCUCUAUAUCGCAACUCUCUGACAACAUGGACAACAUGGACGAUCAUUACGGCUUGGAAUCUGAGAUGGACAACGACAACUACAACGCCCAGCAGUACUUCAACAGCUCUGACGACGACGAGCACAAGACGAACGACGAUCAGGACGGAAUCAAAAGGAUACCGGCCAUAUGUCCAGAUUCNGCAACUCGUGCUCUAGAACUCCGUCCUAAGCGCGGUGGAGGCAAUAAGACACGCGUUGAUGGACGUGGUGGAAGGCGUGGAGGUAGAGGUGGUCGCGCUCUGGCCUCUUGGACUCGUCGCGAACGUACACUUCCACAAUGUCAGGCUACCGUUGAACGUGCACUCGAANNUCUGGGUUAUAGUACCGAAAUUGUGGUGCUGAAGGCCAAGGGCGAAACUAUCAGCCAUGUAUCCAAGGCUCAAUUCGAGCAUGCAGUCAAGUAUGUCGACCCCAAGACCUACAACAUCGUCAAGAAUUGCGAGGGCGUCAGCGUCAGAUCUCACGACUUCGACACUACCAGGCUCGUCGUGGGCUUCUUGGUCUACUGGAUCCACUACCACGAGACUCAGAACGCUCACGCCGCCAUCGAGUAUGCUCUUUCCAGAACGAUCGACAUCAACAAGCUCAAGCCCAAACUUGGCGCUUCGAUUGACGACUACGUGGUCUUCCUCGCUAAGCUCAUCAACUUCUUCGCCAAGGGAUACGUCUUCAACCCUCAGAUCAAAGAGUCUCUGUUCGCCUGUUUCGCAGAACUGAUGAAGUCCCAGAAUGAUCGGGAGGAUAAGAUUGAGGUGGCUGAGAUGUUCAAGGGUGCUUUCGACGAACAGAUGUUCCAGAGCAUG